Cryphonectria parasitica EP155 is the source of this 1603-nucleotide messenger RNA. Its product is annotated as DUF1338-domain-containing protein. Gene Ontology annotation, molecular function: oxidoreductase activity. The transcript has 2 exons. Lineage: Eukaryota; Fungi; Ascomycota; Sordariomycetes; Diaporthales; Cryphonectriaceae. The coding region runs from base 218 to 1603 and encodes 461 amino acids. The record is from RefSeq and is a predicted model, not a curated record.
CCAUAACUUAGCAGCAAUAAUUAGCGAUGCGAAUAAUUCAGUUCUUCUAAUACCAGUCAAUCUGCCAAUACUUACUGCCCAGCCAAAAUCAGGAGAAGAAGAAAGGCCCUCAGAAAUCUAGCGGGGAUGCUCACAAUAGUUACCUGAUAUCGAAGGCCCUUUUCCUUCUUAUUUUUUUUUUAUACACACAUACACUGGAGCCAGUCCUCUUUGACCAAUGCCUUCCUUGGUCUCAGCCACGCAGCUUCGUCUGCGCUUCGCUAGGGCUCUAUCGCGGAUGUACCAGCAAGAGGUGCCACAGUAUGCGGUCCUGCAGAGAUUAGUCGACCAGGUCAAUACGCAGAACCGUGCGACACUACCCUUGACAGACAUUCCACGCCAUGGCGCCGUCCGGCUGGCUUCUACCGCCGAGUUGCACAUGGCUGCUAGGUUCUUCAACAUAUUGGGCAUGAAGGCAGUCGGGCAUUACAAUCUCUCUGCCACACACCUACCAAUACACGCGACCGCCUUCCGACCAGUAACGCAGGCAGGACUCUCUGCAGCACCGUUCAGAUUAUUCACAUCCGUGCUAAGGACAGAACUGCUCUCCCCGGCCCUGCAGCCACUCGCAGAGAGCCUUCUCGCCCAGAGGUCCCCCGUCUUCAGCCAGAGGACGGUCGAGCUGGUCGAGGCAGCCGAGUCCCAGGGCGGUCUCACCGCUUCCGAAUCCGAAGAGUUUAUCCAGGGUGGGUGCGAGACGCUCGCCUGGCGCAACCAGGUGUCCAUCACGAGGCACGAGUAUGAUACCCUGAAAGCAGACAGCAACGGGGAUUUGCUGGUCGACAUCAUGGCAUUCCGCAACCCUCAUCUCAACCAUCUGACGCCUGCCACAGUGGCGAUCGAUGAUGUGCAGCAGAGGAUGCCGGGUGUGGGACUUGUUCCCAAGGACCGCAUCGAAGGCCCGCCGGAGAGGAAGUGCAACAUCCUGCUCAGGCAAACAAGCUUUUUGGCUGUCGACGAGGGUAUCCUCUUCAGCGAGAUUGAUGGUAAUGAGUUGAAGGGUAGCCAUUGCGCCCGUUUUGGUGAGGUUGAACAGAGAGGCGCUGCACUGACCCUCAAAGGCCGAAAGAUAUACGACGAGAUGAUCACCAAAGUCAAUCGGUUGGGUCUGCUUCAAGCGGGCAAAGAGUCAGAGUACAAGACAGUAUUCGACAAUGCUUUCCCAGAUGACUGGGAGGCUCUCAGGGCCGAGGGGCUCAUCUGGGCAGAGUACAGCCUCACAGAAAAGGGGCAGACUUUGGCAACAUCCGGGAAGCCCAGGGAAGCAGUAGCAGCACCAAGGACGCUUCAGCAAGCCAUUUCACACGGACUUGUCUCAUGGGCACCUAUUCAGUACGAAGACUUUCUGCCCCUCUCGGCGGCUGGGAUCUUCCAGAGCAAUCUGCAUCAAGACCCAAGCAGCAUCAAAGAGGUGACCGACACGGAGAACGCCACAGCGGAGUCGAAACGCCAACUGCAGCAGGUCCUCGGCGGAGAAGGAAUGUUAGAUGAGAUGGAGCUCUACCGGGCGCAGGAGAUGAGAAGCAUAGAGGAGGUCUGCGCCGCUCUCGAUCUGACUGAAUAG